Molecule: messenger RNA, 2250 nt
Organism: Armigeres subalbatus
Lineage: Eukaryota; Metazoa; Arthropoda; Insecta; Diptera; Culicidae
Product: UDP-glucosyltransferase 2-like
Exons: 3
Coding region: 130-1716 (528 amino acids)
Molecular function (GO): UDP-glycosyltransferase activity
Source: RefSeq, a predicted model, not a curated record
UUUCGAAGCGAAGCCACCGAUACGCUGGCUAAUGGAGGAGCUCUAUUGUAGUACGCUGUAAUAUAUAACUAAAUCUCAAACCGAACGCAUCUUUCAGUCAUUAUUUGGUCGCGGUGCGCGUGCUGUAAAAUGCUGACCGAACGGGUGCUCGGUUUCGUUGUGCUAUUUGUGCUGAUAUCGGUGGCCAGUGUCAGUGAUGGUGCCAGGAUAUUGGCAAUUUUUCCGGCCCCUGCCAAAAGCCACCAGAUUGUGUUCCGAUCAUUGGUCCAAGGACUUCUGGAGAGGGGCCAUUCCAUCACCAUGAUGACGCCGGAUCCGUUCGAAACGGACAAUCCGAACAUUACGCAAAUCAACUGGCACUAUGCGCACAAGAUAGUGGAAGAAAAUUUUGAUGUAGCGAAGAUGCGACAGCAGAACUGUAACUCUUUGGACAUUGCUGCGGGGCUGUUGGAAGUGACAAAAAGAUUUAUCGAAGCGGAGCUGGCCCAUCCGGAAGUGCAAGCUCUUAUCAGAAAUGCUAACGAUGAGCAAUUUGAUGUGCUGCUGGUGGAGUACUUCCAGAUGACACCAUUCUAUGCAUUUGCUGAGCUAUUCAACGUGCCCAUGAUUGGAGUCACAUCAAUCGAUUCCAUUUCGAUGGCUCAUCAGGUGAUCGGAAAUGUGAUGAAUGUGGUUGCCCAUCCAGAGAUGAACCACAAAUUUUCAAUGAAUCCAAACUUCCUUGAACGGGUAGAAGCAGUUGUGACUAAAAUGUUCAUCGAUUACUAUUUAAUACCGAAGGAGUUCGAGAAGUACGAUCAAAUAAUUGAGCAAAAUUUCGGAGGCAACAUCUCCAAAUCAAUCGAUCUGAUGCAACGAGUAGACUUCUUGAUGACAAAUGUUGAUCCCACGAUGGGAUUCAUCCGGCCGAUCGUCCCGCAGGCGAUACAGCUGGGAUUUUUGCACGUGAAACCUCCGAAACCGUUACCCCAAGACCUGCAGCGCUACCUGGACCGAUCCACCCAUGGGGUGAUUUAUUUCAGCCUCGGCACGCUGAUACGCAGUGAUUCGAUCAAUGAAAGAAAUUUGAAAAUAUUCGUAGACACGUUCAAAUCGUUGAAGUACGAUAUUCUGUGGAAGUGCGACAGUGUAGUGAACCUCAACGGUACCAGCAACAUAAGGAUUUCGAAGUGGUUCCCACAACAAGAUCUGCUCGCCCACCCGAACGUGAAGCUGUUCGUGACUCAAGGGGGACAGCAAUCGAUGGAGGAAGCGGUGGAUCGAAAGGUUCCGAUGGUGGUGAUACCGUUCAACUUCGACCAGUUUGGCAACGGAGACAAAGUGGUCGAACGUGGCAUCGGAAAGUCGAUCUGGAUGGAACACCUCACGACGGAGAACCUACGCUCCGCGAUUGUGGAGGUGAUAGGAAGCAAAACAUAUAAACGAAACAUCGAACGGCUAUCCAAGCUGGUGCGAGAUCAACCGAUGCACCCGCUAGACAAAGCCAUCUGGUGGACGGAGUACAUCAUCCGGAACCAGGGGGCGUCCCACCUGCGGUACAAGCCGGCCCAAAUGCCAAUCUGGCAGUAUCACUACUACGACGUGGUGGGCGCCCUGCUGACCGCAGCUCUGGUGAUCGUCACCUUGAUUGCCUACAUCGGCAAGCGUCUGCUGAAGUACCUGAUUCUACGGGGGCCUUGGUUUGCCGAUCUGCGAGUGAAGCAGAAAGCGCUCUAGUCGUGGCGCGGUGGUGGUGGAACGGAGAGGAUGAAUGGAAACGAAUAGUCGAAGGUGAAUGAAUGAAAAGAGAUGUGAGAAAUGAUCUGUCGACCAAAAUACCGCGAUAAGUAUUGAGCAAAGAACGCAAGCUCUUUUGGAAUAUGAAUGGGCAACGUCACUCAAUGCGUCGGCUGCAUAUGUUGGCCCCGUAACCUUGCACAUUGUUGUUACUUGCUUGUGGACAUAUUGAACAAGCGCGAUGAUCAACAGAUGACGCCUAUCGAGGUUUCUCCCAAAAGAAGGUGUGUUUGACAAAAUGCUGAAUUUAGGUUAACAAUACCCCACAUUAGUUAAGAGUCUAUUUAAAUGGAUAACACGAAAUACGAGAACACUGAUUUGCAAUCAGCGCAUUAAAUUCGAACUACUAUAAUUAGUAGCGAAGAACUAUAAGUUGACGUGUUUUCUGUUAUUUAUAUGUACCAUAAGCUAAAAUAAUAAGACAAACAUAGAAUAGCAUUAGGUGGAAUUUAAAUAAAAACUGAUAAAUACUUA